Molecule: messenger RNA, 1438 nt
Organism: Phanerochaete carnosa HHB-10118-sp
Lineage: Eukaryota; Fungi; Basidiomycota; Agaricomycetes; Polyporales; Phanerochaetaceae
Exons: 3
Coding region: 1-1377 (458 amino acids)
Source: RefSeq, a predicted model, not a curated record
AUGCCGCCAAUCCGUCAUCUCACGUUGCUCCAGAGCCUGGGACUGUCGUUGCCUCGGUUGGCAUCGCCUUCUCGCGCUGCAAGCCCCACAGUACUCCAGUACACCUACUUGGAGGGCUCUGAAUACGAUAGCGAAGAGUCCAGCGAAGACGAGUCUGACGACGAGCGCAGUGGAGAGGACGAAAACAACGGUCGAGCGGUUGAACCGGCCACCCGGACUGAAUGUCUGAGCGAUGCUGCUGAAGAUCCUCUGAACGGCGUGCCGCAGCGCCCGCUCACCCGCGACCAGCACGACAUCGAGAUACUUCUCGCUGAGAUUGAAGCCAUUGGCCCGGAGCGCCGACCUCCAUCUCCUCUUGGGUUUGGCCUCCGCGAGUAUUGUUCCAUAGGGAGAUUCCUAUUGAGCCAAGAGGAUCAGGUCGACCCACUCGACGUUCAGGACAUUCCUAGACAUUCCGCCGAGUCAUUCCAGUCGCAAGGUGAACUGAGCUCGCAGGCUAUGGAGGGCGUUGAUGAUUACGACACACGUGUAUAUGCCAGCCACAGCCGUCAACCUACUCCAGAAGGCGAAGGGGGCACAUUCUGGCAAGACGUGAUCGUGUACUCAUGCGCGAGCGUUCAAGAUGUAUUCGCUGGCAUCCCAGGCUAUAAGAAGUCGCCAGAGCAGUCCUUACUUUCGAGGUGUGACUCGUCUCCGGAGCUACCUCCGACGGACGAAGACUUUGACACGCACGACGAGGAAGAGGACUCGCCUUCAUUGUCAACAGUGCCCUUGAAGGAUACUAACGGCAGAGCCAGCAAUCCGAAGCGUCGUCGACGCCGCGAAGAAGAAGACAUCGAUUACGUGGACGACGCUGAGACCGACAGGGCCCGCCGUCGCCGUCACAAGAAGGCCAAGUUGCCGAAUGGGCCCAGAGAUCCAAGGCGACCAAAACCCAGGAAAGGUUUUGUGAAGCCGACGGUUAACUGCCCAAGCGACGGAUGCGCCGCUGCCUUCGAUGGGAGAAAAUGCGAUUACAACGAAGUCACGAAGCACUUCCGUGAGAAGCACGAUUUGGAGGCGCAUUGCAAGGCGUACCAAGCUCAGGGCAAGAUCCCAUGCCCUCUAGGUGGCUGCAGGCUGAAGACGAAAUUCGGCUAUUUCCUAGGCAGCAAUCCCAGCAAUAUGCACAAGAAUAUUGGCAGACACAUCCACCAUACGCACAUGCCGCAUCCAAGGUGGUAUUGCCAAUACUGCGACAAAGGUUUUGACCGCAAAGAUGCGGCCCAACGUCACAUGGACGAAGCUGCCCACGAUAGGCAAGCGGAGGACGGCGAGAACGCAGCGCGUCUUGAUCAACAAGCGGCUGGUGUCCUGGACGGAGAGGAGUCGGAAUAAAGCAAGAAUUGAGCGUCCUUGUGUGCAUAUAGCUCCUUUCUUUCAACAUGAUAAUAUUACG